GGUGUGAAUAAAGUAGAGCGCGCCUGUGCUGCAUCCCGGGUCGGGUCGGGCUGUGCUCCAUCCUGCAGCCGGGCUCUGUCCGUUCUAUCUGGCCCGUGGGUUCACUUAAAUUGUUUGAGUACGCAGACAUGGAUCUCCAAAAGUCUCCUAAGGAAACAGUACUUAUUACAGGAGGAGGUGGCUACUUUGGUUUCCGUUUGGGUUGUACACUAUGCAAGAAGGGUAUUGCUGUGAUUCUGUUUGAUAUCAACAUUCCUAUUCAAGAUCUUCCCAAGGGGAUGCAGUUGAUAUGUGGAGAUAUUUGCUGUGUCACUGAUUUAGAGAAAGCCUUGCAAAAUGUUACUUGUGUUUUCCACGUUGCUUCCUUUGGCAUGUCUGGAAAGGAUCAAAUGAAUCAUAAGCGUAUUGAAUAUGUCAAUGUAAAAGGCACAGAAAAUGUACUCCAGGCUUGCAAAAGGAAAGCAGUACCAAGAUUGGUUUAUACAAGCACUUAUAACGUAGUGUUUGGAGGCCAAGUUAUAAUGAAUGGGGAUGAAUCUCUGCCCUACCUACCUCUUCACCUUCAUCCUGAUCACUACUCCCGCACCAAAUCUGUUGCAGAGAAAAAAGUGCUGGAGGCAAAUGGUACAGCCUUGGAAAGAGGAGUCGGUGUCCUGAGAACCUGUGUUUUGAGAUCAGCUGGUAUCUACGGGCCUGGAGAACAAAGGCAUCUUCCCAGGAUAGUGAGAUAUAUAGAAAAGGGCCUCUUCAAAUUUGUGUAUGGAGAUCCCAAAAGCUUGGUAGAUUUUGUCCAUGUGGAUAACUUGGUACAAGCCCACAUCCUGGCCUCAGAGGCAUUAAAAGCUGACAAGAAACACAUUGCCUCUGGGCAACCUUAUUUUAUCUCUGAUGGAAGACCAGUGAACAAUUUUGAAUUCUUCCGACCUUUAGUUGAAGGGUUGGGUUAUCCAUUCCCCACCUUACGCCUACCAUUAAGCCUCAUUUAUUUCAUUGCUUUCAUGACAGAGAUGGUCCAUUUCCUCUUAGGCAGGUUUUAUAAUUUCCAGCCUUUCCUCACCCGAACAGAAGUCUAUAAAACUGGGGUCACACACUAUUUCAGCAUGGAGAAGGCUAAGAAGGAACUGGGUUAUGAACCACAGCCAUUUGACUUCAAGGAAGUGGUAGAUUGGUUCAAAGCUGAGGGUCAUGGUAGAAAAUUCCAAAACUACACCUUGAAGCAUCUCAUUUGGAAUGGCAUUUUGGUUUUCCUCCUAGCUGUUGCAGUUCUCACAUGGUUUUCUAAUGUUUAUGGUGAUGUCAGUUUGAAAGAUUCAUUUUGAAAAUUAUUUUGUGGAGAACAAGGAAUUUCCACAGAUAGUACAUCUCUGUUAUUCCACAAGCAGAUUCUAGAAUGCACAUACUCUUUAAAACAAGUGGCCAAAUUUAUGACUCCAACAACUGAUCAAGAAUAGCCUUUUAUACAUUAGAUUCUAUCUAGUCUUCAAUUAUCCCUCCUAACUCAGAAUGAUGUCUGAUGGAAGAAAGGAAUGAAAGACAAGUUUGAAAUUGUGUUUUGUUUUGUUUUCAUUACUUCUUUUGAAGCUAUGGAUUAGGGGAAAUAAAGUCUUCUCAAAAUUUGUG
Vombatus ursinus (common wombat) is the source of this 1620-nucleotide messenger RNA. It is a transcript of the gene SDR42E1, whose product is annotated as short chain dehydrogenase/reductase family 42E, member 1. Gene Ontology annotation, biological process: steroid biosynthetic process. The record is from RefSeq and is a predicted model, not a curated record. The coding region runs from base 129 to 1319 and encodes 396 amino acids. Lineage: Eukaryota; Metazoa; Chordata; Mammalia; Diprotodontia; Vombatidae. Gene Ontology annotation, molecular function: 3-beta-hydroxy-Delta5-steroid dehydrogenase (NAD+) activity. The transcript has 3 exons.